AAUGGCGCGUCUGAGGAGGCGGGUGUGUGGUGACAGAGAGAGGCGGGCUGCAGCAGCCAGCUGUUGGAAAGCAGCGCUCCUAAACCAUCCGCUACUACUACUGCAUCAGGUGAAUAUCUCUACAUCAACACAAAGACCAGAGCACAAAGACAAGACUUCUCCUGCACAUGUCUUUGAUUCGCGACUUGUCCUGUCUUACCGGUCUUGAUCGAGCGGUUUCAACUCAGAGGUGAAAAGAGAAAUCGAGAUCGAAGAACAGGUGUCAAACAGCAGAAAAGAUGGGAAGAAAGAAAAUACAGAUUUCUCGUAUUCUGGACCAGAGAAAUAGACAGGUGACUUUUACCAAGCGCAAGUUUGGUCUGAUGAAGAAAGCUUAUGAGCUGAGCGUGCUAUGUGACUGUGAGAUCGCCCUCAUCAUCUUCAACAGCACCAACCGUCUGUUCCAGUAUGCCAGCACAGACAUGGACAAAGUGUUGCUGAAAUACACAGAGUACAGCGAGCCGCACGAGAGUCGCACUAACACAGACAUACUGGAGACUCUGCGUAGGAAAGGCCUCGGUCUCGACAGCUCAGAGCUCGACAGUGAAGAAAGCAUGCAGGUGGCUCCAGACAAAUAUCCUCUCAGCGAGGGCAUGGAUCUCUCUUUGGCUCGCCAGCGCUUCUGCGCUCCAUCCCUGCUGUCACCGGAGGCCCAGUUCCUGGUGUCUGCAGGCUGCGAGAACGGCUUCCCCAACUCCUCUGGAUCCAGCAUGGCCCCCCACAGACCCCCGGGCUUUAAAACUCUGUCCAGACCCGGCUCUGCCAGCCCUGCUGCACCACACACACACACCGCCUUCAUGUCUCCACACUCAGGCAUUGGCUACUCCGUGUUCUCCCACGGCAACCUGAACCGAGCUCUUGACAUGAAAAGCCCUCCUCCCCUGAACCUGGGCAGUGAGAACCUGCGGGGAGAGGCUGCUAAUCAGGGCAUGGGGGCCACACGUGCUAACCACAACUCUGCUAGAGGUCUCUUGUACCAGGGUCUGCACAGCAGCAGCUCCAUGGUGGCUAUGGGCAAGGCAGGGCUGCUGGGCCACAGUUUGGGAGGCUACGGCCUCCCUUCCCCUGGAGCCUCUGAAUACAGCCAACCUGGUUUUUAUCACUCUGUUAGUCUACAACGAGGAGCAGUGAACCCCUGGCAACCAGUGCAGCCACUUCAGGAGCCCCACGGGCCUCAUAUAAGCCCAGGGAUGUCCAGUGGAGGGUGCUCCUUCCCCUCUCAGUCUUGCUCCUCAUCAUCUCCACAUCUUUCCUCCCUCAACCUCAACAUCAAAUCGGAGCGUAGCUCUCCUGAGCACAUGUCCUCGCCCUCCUCCCCUCCUCUACACCACCUCAGGCAGCAUUCUCCAAUGAGCAACCCUGAUUCGGCUCGCCAUACCCCUCCGGAAUCCCGUCCGGCCAAUGAGACGAAGGAGUUUCCCAAAGCCGGCUACCUUCAAGACGAAGAGGAAGGAGGGCAGGCGCUCAGGCAGUUAGAGAUAAGUGACGGGUGGCAGAGAUAGCUGGUUGCCGCAGUCUACCGCCAUCUCCUAUUCAAUCAGCUAUCUUCCAUCAAAACCAGUGCUCUCUCACACACACACACACACACACACACACACACACACACACACACACACACACACACACACAUCAUAGAGAGAAGAUAGUGAGAUGGGGUCCAUUUGUCCCCAUCAUCCCAGAGAGGAAAGCCUCUCUUUGUCUCCUCACACAGAGCUGGUCUCUCCUGGGUGAUGGAGAAUUUUCUCUGCAUCACUUGAUUGAUCCCAUGAUGAUGAGAUAGAUGCAUACAGACUUUUUUUUUUUUUUUUGCUUUUUGUUUGGUUAGGUUUAGAUUUUUUUUUUCUGUGUGGAGCCAAUGUGAAUCAAAAUACAAUUUGAAAUGUGUUUGUUUUGUUCUGUGACUUUUCUGAAAUUUAGCAACAGCAGCAUAGUGGGACCAACUGAAUUUCUCCAAAAGUGCGAAACACAUCUAAGUACAUGUUUGGCUUUCCAAGUGGUCCUCAGUGACGCCUCUGAGUAGUUCACUGUUUGCCCUAGAUGUGGUGAAAUGACUGUUUAAAUGUUACAGUAAAAAACAGAAGGCACCGGAGAAAAACACAUUACAUCAGCCCAACUAAAUGUGUCUCAGUAAAAAUUCACAUCUAAUUCCCUUGUUGUUAUAAAUGCUUUAUUGUUUUAGCUUUUAGCCCAAAUGUGGUGAGACAAUCUCCCCCAUAUGAGACCAGAUCACCUGUUGCUGUAGCUUUGGCCUUUGUUGAAGAGGUGAAAUGUGCCUGCACACUAGGACAUUUUAAAAUUCUGGCCAUCAGUGAGACUCAGGGAUUUACAGGAUGGUUUCUUCGUGAAGUUAAAAAAAUAAUAGUUUCUUUCGUAAGACUGUAAUUGUGGAUAAGCUAAGCUUUAGUUGUAUAAUUCCUCCAAAUAAUACUAGUUUCAUCUUUUUACUUUAUUAAUAACAAAACUUAUGGUAGUCUACUUCAACUAUAGACCAAAGUGUUUAAUAUUUGUCCCUAUGCAUUACGAUCACAUACUGCAACAGCCAAAGAUGUACUGUGUGUAAUCUUCUAUAUUGGGUCGAGUUUGAUUUAAAUAAUAUAAAAUGCUAUCAAAGUUUUUUUUUCAUACAACUUUUUCUGAAGGGUUUCAUUUCAUAAUGCAGAUAUUAUGUCCAUUAUUGUCUUAUGAUAUUUAUACAUGUAUGAGACACUGUAAUUAAUGAGUCUAAAUAUUCGGCCUACUUGAUGAUAUAGAAUAUUUCAUUAAAAACCCACAAAUUACAUUUUUUUUUCAGAAUUGAGGAAUGUUUGGUUGUAAUUAAAUCUGUUAAUCUACUUUUUGCACUGGAUCUCUGUUCAUGUUGGUUUCAUUUUGCAGAAUAUACUCAAUAUUUCAAGUUUUCUAUCAUUUGACGAGUUUCCACUGUUUGCCCACAAGGGGUCAGCUUAUUUUGCAACAUCUUCGCUGUUUCAGAUGAGGAAGAUGCAGAGCAGGGAAGACCAUCCUUAACUAUUGGUGAUUAAUUAUCUAAUGAAUCUCUAUGACAAGACACAGGUUCAGUGGUUCACCCUGAGGACUUUUAACACACACACCGUGACAAGAAGCAGAGAUUCAGUGAGCCGGUGGAGGUCUUCAAGUUUAAGUGCUGCUGUGGAAUUAGCUCCCUUUCAUUUUAUUUUUUAUUUUUAUGCAGUUAUGUGAAUUAAUAUAAGCAUGAAAAACCAAGUUAUCAGUAUUCUGAUGUUUUGGAUUGAGUUUUUAUGUUUGCUGACUGCUUCACUAACAGAACAGAGACAGAUUUUUAUUUGACAUUUGUUGUGAUUCAUUUUAAAUAAAAAAAACAGUUUGAUUUGUA
Thunnus maccoyii (southern bluefin tuna) is the source of this 3391-nucleotide messenger RNA. RefSeq names its product myocyte enhancer factor 2b (gene mef2b). NCBI's taxonomy places the organism in Eukaryota, Metazoa, Chordata, Actinopteri, Scombriformes, Scombridae. The transcript is spliced from 9 exons. Gene Ontology annotation, molecular function: protein dimerization activity; RNA polymerase II cis-regulatory region sequence-specific DNA binding; DNA-binding transcription factor activity, RNA polymerase II-specific. The record is from RefSeq and is a predicted model, not a curated record. Gene Ontology annotation, biological process: positive regulation of transcription by RNA polymerase II. Bases 279 to 1541 code for a protein of 420 amino acids.